AUGCCGGGUCUCAGUGCCUCGGAUUUACAUCCUGCCAGCCUGUGCGCUGGUGACACGAUCGAGUAUUCCUCAAGGAUCUUCGUUUCAGGCGACCCGAGAGGUCAUCACUCUUCGGUCGUCCUUUACGUCCACGACGAUAUAGGAACAGACUACCCCCAUCGACGUGGACACGCUGGAACUCACAUGAUGGUGAGGCUGACAGUUGACCAGUACAGCUACCAGCCCAAACUUUCAUGA
Messenger RNA from Phytophthora nicotianae INRA-310, 237 nucleotides. RefSeq lists its product as hypothetical. Bases 1 to 237 code for a protein of 78 amino acids. The transcript has a single exon. Lineage: Eukaryota; Oomycota; Peronosporomycetes; Peronosporales; Peronosporaceae. The record is from RefSeq and is a predicted model, not a curated record.